Molecule: messenger RNA, 3011 nt
Organism: Wallemia mellicola CBS 633.66
Lineage: Eukaryota; Fungi; Basidiomycota; Wallemiomycetes; Wallemiales; Wallemiaceae
Exons: 4
Coding region: 1-2946 (981 amino acids)
Biological process (GO): mitotic chromosome condensation
Cellular component (GO): condensed chromosome; condensin complex
Source: RefSeq, a predicted model, not a curated record
AUGUCGCUAGAAACGCUAAUUGACGCGUUUACGCAGUCGCAAAAGACUUUAUCAAAUCACAAUAAAAAUCAUAUAAACUUACGCAAAUAUCACAAACAAAUUCUCGAAUCUGAGGAUGAAAAAGCAUAUACAACAUUUGUAAAGGCGUUUAUUGGUUCAAUUACGCGCACAUUCGAAUAUCCAAAGUCUAAGGCUUACGCUGAUAGAGUCAUAGCAUUCGCUACUACAUAUCUUAGUUAUUCAAACGCCAAAGAUACAGAGGAAGCUGGUCAAGAGCUAGAGGAGUCACCAGCGAUGAUGCUCACCUCAGAUAUCCUAAGACAUAUCCUUAAAGGGUUUAAUGCAAAGGAUAAAUACGUUAGAUUCCGAUGCGUUCAAGUUUCAAACCUCAUUAUAUCAGUUUUGGGCGCAAUGGAUGAGGACUUAUUUGACGCGCUUUUAGACGCAACAUUAGAAAGAAUGAACGAUAAGGAAACUAAUAUACGCCAGCAAGCCACACUAGCACUCUGUAAACUACAAGCAUCAGACGAUGAUCGCGGCUCUAUCGCUAAAUCAUUAAAAGCCGCAAUUACCACCGAUCCCACAGCUGCAGUAAGGAAGACGGCUGUCAUGAAUGUCUUCCCUACUCAAGACACUGUACCUGCACUACUCACACGCGCUAGAGACGUCGAUCCAGCAACACGUAAGGCAGUCUUCGAAGGAUCAAAACUUAGUGAGGCGUUGAAGGACGUAAGAUCUAUCAGGCUCAGUCCACGUGAAAACCUCAUCAGAACUGGCUUAGGUGAUCGUGAUCCAACCGUCAUGAAAGCAUGUGUUAAUUUGUUGUCUGCUUGGAUAGAUAGAGCUGAUAAGAAUAUACAAGUUUUCCUUGAAUAUUUCGAUGUCAUUGAUUCUAAGGUAGCAGAAGAUGCUCUUCUGUCCAUCUUUAACAGCAGGUUGGAUAUAUUUCAUUCUGUACAAUUUGAUGACGCAAUGUGGACAAAGUUGACGCCAGAACAGGCUCUUCUUGCACGUGUAUACGUCGAUCACUGCGUAGCGACGGAGGACUACCAAAAAUUGGAAAAUCUUCCAGUAGUCACAGCAAUGGCAUUCCACAUACAACAUGCUUACAAUCAAGUUGUAACUCUAGCUCAAAACUACGAUGAUUCUGACGAAUACACCGAUAACAUGGUCAAUUCUAACUAUAUUUUGGGAGAACUACUCAAAUUGGCAAUCAAUCUCGAUUAUGGUGAUGAAAUUGGUAGAAGAAAGAUCUUUGGUUUGGUUAGAGAUUUCCUGUCUUCACCAUCACUUCCGGAACCGCUCAUUCCAAUAGCGCUCGACAUCCUUUACAAGUUGUCAUCAUCCGAACGUGACUUUUUGUUACUUACAGUUGAAUUGAUAUCAGAACUACGUGAUCUCCGCGUCCCAGAGGAAGAAGAGGAUGAUGAUAUUGGUGAUGGAGGAUCAACGGUAAUGAUGACACCAGCAAAGCCAAAACAAACAGCAGCCAAGGUCUUGAGUGAAGCGGAAAUAGCCCACAAUGCCGAACUCGAUUUGAGGUCUCUCGCAGUCGUUAUUGGUAUGCUUGAAAGAGUUAAUACAACGUUGGUUGAGAACAGCGCCCUCGGUGGUAUUCUACCAGAUUUGGUAAUACCUUCUGUCAAAUCGAAAGAGGCUAUGAUUCGUGAGAGAGGCUUGCACGCCCUUGGUCUUAUUUGUUUGCUUGCUGAUACCCUCGCCAUUGGUAGUUUCCAGAUGUUCAUGAACCAAGCUGAAACGGCUCCUGAACCACUCAAUAUCCAAUCAUUAAAGGUGGUAAUUGACUUGUUGAUGACGCAUGAUGUGUCUCAUUUCGCAGAGAAAGGUGGUCUAGGACUCGAAUAUAUCUGUCACUUCCUUUUACGUUCACUCGAUGGACAUUCGCCGGAAUACCAAGCUGUCUCUUGCGAAGGUGUCUCUAAGCUGAUGUUAUCUGGUAUGAUAAAUGAUGCCAGUCUCCUCCGUGGACUACUUUAUGUAUAUUUCAGUCCGGAAGUAGCUGACAAUCAACCAUUGCGACAAUGCUUAUCGUACUUCUUCCCGGUAUUCGCAUUUAGCUCUAAGCGCAACCAAGCUCGUCUUGCAGAGAUAGCAUUGAUAGCAAUCAGCGAUCAUUGGGAUAGAGACUCAGAUGAACAAUCAGCGGUAACAGUCUCCCAAGUCGCAACACUCUUGUCCGAAUGGACAGAUCCGCUCAACUUGGUUAACCCAGAUAACGACGAGCUGCUUCAAUCUCGACUAGCACUCGACACCCUUAAGGAACUCUUCAAGGUCGACAUCAAAGAGGAUCGCAAAGUUUUAGUCCAAUUCCUCCAGAAAUUGAACAUAUCAGCAAACACACCAAUCAAGGAAAUCUGGUUGAUGAUCAAGCUUGUUGAUGAAUUGCAGAAUGAAAAACCAUUAGCUGAUGCACUCUCCCGCAAUGCUCUUGUGAGGUUUAACACAGGACUAUACAAAAAAUUCAAAGAGCUUUCUGAAGUUGACGGCGAAAAUCUUGAUUAUCAGGAGAGUCUUGAUGACGUUUAUAAAGAUGUAGGGAUUAACCAAGAUGAAGAUGCUACGCCCGUCAAGAAGAUACCAAAGACAGCGCCAACCCCACGAGCAGCCAGUAAAUACGGAGACAGGUAUGCAGUCGGUUAUAAGAAGCAAGAGAAGCAGCCUACGAAGCGGAAAGUCAGUAAUAAUGGUAAUAAUAGUAGUAGAAUCAAACAAAAGAAGAAGGAAUAUAGUAGUAGCGAAGAAGAAGCUGCACCGAGCGAUGUCGACAGUGACAGCACGGAAGGCAACAAAGGUAGCCCUAUUGCCAAACCGAAACUGUCACGACAACAACCAUUGAGGAGAAAAAGAUCAAGUCGAGAAAUCGCUAUCAGCGAAGAGGAUGAAGCUGCCGAUGACUCAGAGGAUGAAGUCGCCAGUGUAUUGUAACAAUAUCAAAAUUUUCAGAAUUUCUUCAAUGUAAUAUGAUUAGCAAACAUAAAGAUUAAACGUAA